GGGGGGCGGUCCGCCGGCUAGCGGGGGCGGAGCAAGAUGGCGGCGGUAGCGGCGCUACCGGUCUCCCUGUCGGGCAGGUUUAAGGGAUCCUUUGCAUAUUUUACAAUUAAGGACAGACUGCCCCAAAUCCUCACAAGAGUUAUUGAUACUCUGCAUCGACAUAAAAAUGAAUUCUUUGAAGAACAUGGUGAGGAAUAAAUGUUCAGAAUAGGAACUUUUGUUCUCCACUUAUUUCAGAAGGGUGUUGAAGCAGAGAAGAGAGCUAUAUCUUUCCUUUCCAAACUGCGGAAUGAACUGCAAACAGACAAACCAGUGACCCCUUUAGAAGAUGAGCUGCCUGAUGCUGCACUGUGGAACCAAUACCUAGACUACCAACGAAAUUUAUCAAAUGGAAAUGGAGAACCGAGUUGGUUUCAGUCCCCUUGGUUAUAUGUAGAGUGUUAUAUGUAUCGAAGAAUUCAUGCAGCAUUAGCACAGAACCCACCUAUUGAUAACUUUGAUGUAUUUAAGGAAGGAAAGGCUCAAAAUUUCUUUGAAUCCCAAGAAGCUGUUAUUGCCUUAUGCACUUAUUUUCAGGAACUUCUUAAAAACAUCAAGGACCUAGAUGAAAAACAACUUCAGGAGGAACUUUUUAAGCUAUUGCAGGUAUCAUUGUGGGGCAAUAAGUGUGACCUUUCUUUUUCAGCUGGUGAAGACAGCUCUCAGAAAUCUAGUCCUUUACAAUCCCUGGAAAACAUGAUACCUUACAUCUUAGUGAAUGAUAUGGAAAAACUUUGGUCACUACUUGUAAACGCCAAAAAAAGAAAGACAGAAAAAAAUAAUGUUAGAGUUGACAUAAUCCUGGAUAAUGCUGGAUUUGAACUUGUAAGUGAUCUUGUGUUGGCUGACUUCCUGUUAUCGUCAAAGCUAGCUGAUGAAGUCCAUUUUCAUGGAAAAAGUAUUCCAUGGUAUGUGUCAGAUACCACAAAGCAUGAUUUUAACUGGACUAUUAAACAACUGCAGUCGGCUAAUCAUAUGUGGAUGUCUAGAUGUGGGAUAAACUGGGAGGGCAAUUUGAAAAAGGGAGUUUGGGUUUACCGUGAUCACAUGUUUUGGACUUUGCCGCAUGACUUUUCCAGUAUGGCUGAAGUUGCUCCUGACUUGUAUGCUGAUCUACAGAAGUCAAACUUGCUUCUUUUCAAAGGUGAUCUAAACUAUAGAAAAUUAACAGGAGAUAGAAAAUGGGAAUAUACUGUUCCGUUUCAUCAAGCCUUGAACAAGUUUCAUCCUGCACCUCUCUGUAGCUUGAGAACACUGAAAUCUGACACUCAGGCUGGCCUAAAACCUGGACAAGGUGAACAAAUUCAGGCUUCUGAACCUGAAUGGAUGGUAAAUGGAAAAUAUGGGGUAGUUCAGUUUGAUGCUGCUCUCUAGUUAAAUGGUUCCUAAUAUUCUGAAAGAGAGAUUCAGUCUGAGUUUUAACUACUUUCUCUGUUCCAUGCUUGGCUUCAGCAAAGAUUCUUUCUUGUUUGCACUUUUUCCUCCCAAGUGAUUUGUUGGUUUUGUUCCACAAAAGAGUUGUAAUGUUGUGCAAAAGUUUACAAACUGUCUUUGUAUACAAAAACCUAUCUGCAUUUCAAUGUAUUUUGUUUUUCUGAUGUCCCAUGUCAGGAGAUGUUUAAGAUGAAUAUUUAGUUGUCCAUAAUAUUUUUUUCUUCAUCAGUGGGUAUGAGAGUUUAUUGCUAACAAGUGAAAAAUCUGCUUCAGAAACCAUUUCCUCAGUCCCACAUUAGCAUAUGUUUACUUAUUUCAGGAUUUGUGCUCCAUGCCAUGCAUUGCAUGAAACUUGAUGUUUUAGAGAAUGCACAAAUUAAUUCCAGAUAGCUUCUUUGCAACCCAUUGCACGAUCGUAUUUUAAAACUGUUGAAAAUUGAGUUGACUUCUACCAAGACUUUAUUAUAUAAAUUGUUUUUUACUUGCUUCUUGUGUCCAUGGACAAAUAACUUUUGAUGUUUUGAGUAUCGUUCACUGUACAUUAAAAGAAGAGUUCUUGCGUGA
Aquila chrysaetos chrysaetos is the source of this 2037-nucleotide messenger RNA. It is a transcript of the gene DCPH1, whose product is annotated as acidic residue methyltransferase 1. The record is from RefSeq and is a predicted model, not a curated record. The transcript has 5 exons. Gene Ontology annotation, molecular function: phosphatase activity. Gene Ontology annotation, cellular component: nucleus; cytoplasm. Lineage: Eukaryota; Metazoa; Chordata; Aves; Accipitriformes; Accipitridae. The coding region runs from base 199 to 1413 and encodes 404 amino acids. Gene Ontology annotation, biological process: DNA damage response.